CUCCUGCGAUGGCGCAAGUUGUAGUUACUCGAUCCGUAAAUGGCUCCUUUGUGCACCCUGGUUAUGAAUCAAAGAAGAAUCCUGUCGAGAAGCUCAUGCAUUUCAGAUUCCCGGCGAAAAAAAUUGCUGGAAAAGAACGAAAGAUUGAUCGAAUCGCUCGCUGCAUUCCCAUCACGGCGAAGAGAUCUGCGGGAGUUGAGACAGAAGUUCUCCCAGUUUCGCCACAAGACGUACCUAAGAGAGCGGAAGAGUUUCAGCAACUCCAGGACAUUCAGAAUGGGGAUGUAUCAGUAGGCAUGUGGGCAAAGCCUGCAGUAAGGCGUAAGACAAAAAUCGUCUGCACAAUUGGACCUUCUACCAACACUCGUGAAAUGAUAUGGAAAUUAGCUGAAGCCGGUAUGAACGUUGCUCGGAUGAAUAUGUCUCAUGGAGACCAUUCUUCUCAUCAGAAAGUUAUUGACUUGGUUAAAGAAUACAAUACUCAAUCCAAAGACAAUGUCAUUGCGAUUAUGCUUGAUACGAAGGGCCCUGAAGUUAGAAGUGGUGACUUACCUCAGCCAAUUACAUUAGUCACUGGCCAGGAAUUCACUUUCACCAUUAGAAGAGGCGUUGGCACAGAGGCAUGUGUCAGUGUAAAUUAUGAUGAUUUUGUUAACGAUGUAGAAGUGGGCGAUAUGCUACUUGUUGAUGGGGGAAUGAUGUCAUUUGUUGUUAAGUCAAAGACUGAAGAUUCGGUAAAAUGUGAAGUUGUUGAUGGCGGAGAGCUCAAGUCUAGACGACACUUGAAUGUUCGGGGAAAAAGUGCUACACUGCCAUCCAUCACCGAAAAAGACUGGGAAGAUAUUAAAUUUGGAGUGGACAAUAAAGUGGACUCUUAUGCCGUUUCAUUUGUAAAGGAUGCAAAAGUAGUCCAUGAAUUGAAGGAUUAUCUGCGAAGCUGUAAUGCAGACAUACACGUGAUUGUCAAAAUUGAAAGUGCUGACUCUAUACCAAAUCUCCAUUCAAUUAUAACUGCAUCUGAUGGGGCUAUGGUUGCUCGUGGAGAUCUUGGAGCUGAGCUCCCUAUUGAGGAGGUUCCACUGCUACAGGAAGAGAUUGUUAAUAUGUGCCGUAGCAUGGGAAAAGCUGUUAUUGUGGCAACAAAUAUGCUGGAAAGUAUGAUUGUUCAUCCUACACCAACACGGGCAGAAGUCUCAGACAUUGCCAUUGCAGUUCGCGAGGGUGCUGAUGCAGUCAUGCUCUCUGGAGAAACAGCUCAUGGAAAGUUCCCACUGAAAGCAGUGAAGGUUAUGCACACUGUCUCUCUAAGGACUGAAGCGACAGUGGUUAAGAGUGAACAGCCUCCAAAUCUUGGUCAAGCUUUUAAGAACCAUAUGAGUGGAAUGUUUGCAUUUCAUGCAACCAUGAUGUCCAACACCCUUGGCACCUCGAUUGUAGUCUUCACUAGAACUGGGUUCAUGGCCAUCCUCCUGAGCCAUUACCGACCUUCUGGCACUAUUUUUGCAUUUACAAAUGAGGAGAGAGUUAGACAGAGAUUGGCCUUGUACCAAGGUGUAUGCCCCAUGUACAUGCAGUUCUCUGAUGAUGCUGAAGAAACAUUCGCCAGUGCCUUAUCAUUGUUGCAGGAGCAAGGUAUGGUGAAAGGAGGAGAAGAGGUAGCGCUAGUUCAAAGUGGCAGACAGCCAAUCUGGAGGUCCCAAUCCACUCAUAAUAUUCAGGUCAGGAAAGUUUAGAUGAAACAAAUGGAAAGCUGGACAAAAGAGUUACUAGAAAAUAUUGGAACUAUUUUGUU
Telopea speciosissima is the source of this 1792-nucleotide messenger RNA. Its product is annotated as plastidial pyruvate kinase 2. The coding region runs from base 9 to 1733 and encodes 574 amino acids. Gene Ontology annotation, biological process: glycolytic process. The transcript has 12 exons. The record is from RefSeq and is a predicted model, not a curated record. Gene Ontology annotation, molecular function: potassium ion binding; magnesium ion binding; pyruvate kinase activity. NCBI's taxonomy places the organism in Eukaryota, Viridiplantae, Streptophyta, Magnoliopsida, Proteales, Proteaceae. Gene Ontology annotation, cellular component: cytoplasm; chloroplast stroma.